UGUCCGUGAUUCAGUGUUGGUAGUCAUGGUAUUAUGAAUGUUACCUUUAUUACUAUCAUCACCAAACAUUUUGUUGAUUGUGAACUUUCUGUUUCAGUGGGAAUCUGAAGUGAUGUUCUUCAUGAUUGUCAUCAUUGCCUUCAGAACACGCAAGAGUGGGAGCAGGACCAUGCUUGCAUAUAUCUCUGUCGCGUCCACAUAUGCUAAGCUUUGCAACAUUCUCCUGUGGUUCAGUGCUGAUCCUGUGUAUGGCAUUCUGUAUCUUGUGUUUGCCAUCACUCAUUUCCUUCUGGUUGGAGAACCUGUAUAUCAGGGCCCAGAGAAUCUGACGUACUUCCAAGGCAAGGAGUUGGAUGAGGAGCUGCAGCGAGACAAGAGUACAGUGUGGCUUAUCACCUUCUACACUGCAUGGAGCCCUGCUUGUUCGAGUCUGGCUCCCAUAUUUGCAAAGCUCUCGGCCCAGUACGCCCUGGACAACCUGAAAUUUGGCAAGAUAGAUGUUGGGCGUUACCCUGAUGCAGCAAAGAAGUACCACAUCAACGAUUCAGCGUUUUCACUUCAGCUUCCAACAAUUUCAAUCUUCAAGAAGGGGGCUGAGGUUGAAAGACGGCCUUGCUUGGAUGCCAAUGCCAAGUUUCAGAAAUUUUACUUCACUGAGGAUAAUAUUAAGGCUUCCUUUGAUCUGAACAAUUUGUACCUCCAGUGUAAGAAGGACCUAGAGGUGAAGAAAGGGAAGAAGGAAGCUCAUGUUAAAGCGGAGUAAAGCAGAAAGAAAAACAUGUGAUAUGUUUGAAGAAGUUGUACAUUAUUUUACCUUAGAUUUUUUUUUUUUUUUAAACAAGGUAAUGAAUCUGUUGUUUAUGUUGUAGCAUAAAAAUUAUAAGUGAAGUCCUUUGCUCCUUUUAAGAAGUAAGAUCACAAAAGAGUUUAGUUCCUAGCCUUUUUUCAUAGAGAUAUGUAAUUGUUUUACUGGUCAGCACACUACACUUAAAUACUUUUAUUGUUGUACCCACCAUCUCUUUAUUUUUCUUAUAACAGAUAUGGAAGUUUUUCAUAUACCAAGCUUGAUGUAAUGAUGGCAACAAUCAGAUUAUAUAUAUAUUUAUUCAUCAGUGAUCUAUAACUUAUUGAGCAGUCACUGAAUUCUCCCAAACAUUUGAGUAAAGCAAGGGACGUAUUGUGAGUUAUAUUCCUACAUAAAAUAAGAUUAUCCCUUAUUGAAACAUAGUAUGUGCAAUUUGUUAGUUUUCCAUAUUGCCCCAUUAUAAUCAACUUACCAAAGUUCAGUGUAUGAAGUUACAUAUCCUGUAUUGUUCCCAUGUGUCAGAGUUGCAUGAAUCCAAAAGCUUUUGAAAGGUUGUAUGAUUGAAAUUCCACAUGUAAAAAGUUGUUCUCAUUUAAAUCAUUGUUGUGAAGGGAGUGUGCAUUGAGUAUCAUGUAACUCUAGUUGUACUUCAUUUUCAUGCUCAAAUAUUAGAAACUUCAGAAGAAAUAGUUUUCAGAACCUGUAGUAUUAUGAUGGCUAUUUUUUUUUUUUUUUAGUAUAGUAUAGUACAUGCCUGUUCAUCACAUACUCCUAAUGUACUAUAUGAUAAAAUAGUCAUUUAAUGCAUACUGGUUUACUAACUGUAAACAUGAGGUGUACUGUACUAUCUUACGUCCAAUAAGCUGUAUCUUACUACCGGUUAUUUUAAUAAUUUGCUUGUAAACAGUGCAUACACAGCUUUGUCGUGAAAGGUCAAGGCAUAUCAUUGUUAUUCACACCUUUCCCCUGCAUGUAGCUUGUUGAUCAAAAGGUAGGAGUAUGAUAUAUAUAAAUUUUGAAAAAGACAAGCUAUUUGCCUUUCAUCAGCACAUCUCUAAGUUUUGUUACAAGUUGUAUAUAAGAUUUAUCAAGAUGAUUUUCCAUGUUAGUGCUUAUUUGCAGAUAUGGUUAAUUUAUCUCAUGAGCUUUUGUAAUAAAGAUUAUUUGUGCCA
Molecule: messenger RNA, 1977 nt
Organism: Penaeus indicus
Lineage: Eukaryota; Metazoa; Arthropoda; Malacostraca; Decapoda; Penaeidae
Product: thioredoxin-related transmembrane protein 2 homolog
Exons: 4
Coding region: 38-763 (241 amino acids)
Cellular component (GO): membrane-bounded organelle
Molecular function (GO): disulfide oxidoreductase activity
Source: RefSeq, a predicted model, not a curated record